AUGUCGAGCACGCCGGAUGAUAAGCCCCAGCGGGCCACAGCGGCCCAGAUGGCCAACAGAAAAAUCAAACAAAUCAGCAGGCGGACGCGUCCGAACCUCGCGUCGUCCGCAACGUCUCAAUCACCUAGUCCCUUCAACUCGAUAAAUCCUAACGUCUCUGCAUCUUCGAACCCAGGGCUCUCAAACGGUUUUGCGUUUGGUCAGUCCCAGAGUUUCCCAGGUGCAGGUUCCAAUCCUACCCAGAACGGAAACCAGCCUAUCUCUUUUGGCUCAGGUGGUUCUGCAAGCUUUAAUUUCUCUGCUUCUUUCGACUCCAGUGCAGGUAUCAACAACCCGUUCGCUAACGGUACUGGAGGACAAAACCAGAAUCAGAAUACAUCUGGGUUUAGUGGCUUCAAAGGGAGUAUCUUUAACAUCCCACCCACUACCAGCCAAAGUCAGAACCAGCCAGCCCAAGCUGCACCGUCGGGCAACUUAUUUGGUUCCCAACCUUCUCAGAACACAGGAGCUGGUUUGUUCAGUACUCCUAGCAAUACUACGUCAACAUCCAGUUCCUCGAUCUUUCAAACUACUCCAGCAACCACCGGUGCUACUGGAAGCAUUUUUGGACAGUCUACCACUCAGACUUCCACUCCUUCAUUCAACCUAUUCAACACAGACACUUCUAAGACGACGUCGCUUUUCGGCCAAACCUCUUCCUCCACUGACACUCCGAAGAGUCAAAGCUUGUUUGGUACCGCUAGUGACACGAUGCAGAUCUCACCUGACGGGAAAGCCAAGACGGGCACUACUGCUCCUUCCUCGCCGUCUCUUUUUGGAGCUGCGCCGAACACCACCGGUUCUCCCGCCAAGUCUCUCUUCGGUACCACGAGCACUGAGAACAAAAGCCUCUUUUCAACCCCGCAGACUUCUUCCUCGCUGUUUGGUGCUAAACCUGCCACGUCGACUGACGCCAAUCCUAACGCUGGCAAGUCACUUUUUGAUCGGGUGACUAAGCCUACCGACACUCCUCAAGCAACUACCGCUCCAGCUGCCGCUAACACUCCCUUUGGCACUGGUACUCUUUUUGGCAAUGUUAGCAAGCCCAACGAUACUCCUCAAACCACUGCAGCUCCAUCUCCAGCCAACAAUCCUUUCAGUUCCCUUUUUGGUCAGACCAAGCCCGCUGAUACUCCUGCGACUACGGCUGCGACCACGGCUGCAACUCCAGCCAAACCAACCUUCAGUGCCGGAGCUUCUCUCUUUGGCCAAACCAAGACUGAUACUCCUGCCACUACAGCUGCGACUCCAGCAAACACUGCCUUCGGCUCCGGAAGUUCCCUCUUUGGUCAAACUAAGCCUUCCGAUACUCCAACUACUGCCGCUCCAGCUACUGCCAGUGCAACUUCUACUACCUUCUCCAGCUCCAUUUUUGGACAAACCACAAAGCCCAGUGAAGCUCCUCAAGCGGCUACGACUCCAACAACUCCAGCUAGCACUGGCUUUGGCGCUGGUGGUUCUCUUUUCGGUCGAGUCACAAAGCCUAGUGACACUCCCCAGACGACUGCUGCUCCAGCUUCCGCCAAUGCCACCCCUACUGUCUCCAGUCCCCUUUUUGGACAGACUACCAAGCCUAAUGAGCCUCCUCAAGCGACUACGGCUCCAAGUUCGGUCUUCAGUGCCGGAAGUUCACUCUUCGGACAAACUACUAAGCCUGAUGACACUCAGGCCAGGCCUUUCCAGUCCCUCUUCUCCGGUACAACGAAGACAGAGCCUGCGAAGCCAGCAUCUGAUACUCCUGCAAAGGAAGCCCCGAGCAGCCUUUUUGCUCCAAAACCCGAGCCAAAGCCUCUCACAGCACCAACUACAACCGCGGCUGCGCCAUCGCCGGAUAAGGAGGCAGUGCCGAAGCCAUCCUUUGCAACCAAAGGGCCGCGCAAACUCCCUCCUAACAUCAGCAAGGAGUUAGCGCAGAGUGUCGACAUGCAGUACAAGAUCCAGAUGUUGAACUACUCUUUCAAGCGCAAGAUCUCCGAGCUCGAUCCUGAAAAAGAUGAUUUUGAUGUCGUCUUGCUGUACUACUCGCGUGUUCGUAAGACACUUGGCAUUCCCAUCGGUUCACGUCUUACUGCACCUGGAAAACGCAAGGACCGGGACGAGGAAUCCGAUCGUACCGAUAUUGAGGAAUCUUCAUCGAAGAAAGCAAAGUCUGCUGAGCCCGCUGAAUUGUCUGCUGUGAACAAUGUGAACACUCAGCCAGCAACCACAUCUGCACUUUUCUCGUCCGGGAACCAGCAAAGUUCUACUAAUACGCCCAACAAACGCAAGGCGACUGAAGAUGCGGAUUCCAACGUUGACUCGGAUGUGCAGUCCAGCAAGCGCACAAGGAACACGACGGCCAGCUUAUUUGCGAGCUCCUUCUCUAAUUCCAAGGCACUUGACUCCAGUACGGAUUCAUUCCAGAAAACUGAGUCUCCGGCGUCUGGAUCCAAACCUACUUCCGUUACCGAGAAAGAUUCGGCACCAAGUCUUUUUAAGCCUUCCGCUUCUGAGUCCAGCAAUUCUAAUGUGUUCAAGCCUUCGCCGUCGUUUAGCUUCAAACCGCUUCCCUCGACCAGCACUUCGACCACUGGCCCGUCUUCCCCGGCGCUUACUACUGACAAGAACACCGACUCUCCAUCAAAGCCAGCUUUUGAGCCUCCCAAAUUUGGUCCUGGAAAUACGCCUAGUUUCCUCACCCAGUUCAGUAAACAAGCUACUAAUGAAGCAGACAAAGAGAAAGAAAAGCGCAAAGCUGAAGACUUUGGCUCAGACGAAGACAAUGCGCAGAAGCGUACUAAGUUCAGUGAUGGAAAAGGUCAUGACGCCGAGGGCCAGGAGUUUGGCAAGGCCGCCACUAGUGAUCCAGAACCUAAGCCGUUGAGUACGCCUGUGACAUCUAGCAGCUUGUUUGGUACUUCGUCUGCCUUCGGUUCCUCGGUUGAAGAUGGUUCAAAGAAAGCGGUCUCGUCGAUCUUUGAAAGCCAGCGCAGCACGCCUCCCGUAACGUCUAACAAUCUUUUUGGACAUCUGUCCGCUGCGAAUUCUUCCACCGAAGAUGCGGCUGAUGAAGACUCCGACGCUGAAACCGAAGCAGCACCUGCUGCACCCUCGACCUCAACUAGCACCGGUCGCAGCCUGUUCGACCGCAUUCAAUACGACGCUGAUGGAAAACCCGUUCGUGAAACAGGAACCCCUACUAGCGCCCCGCUGUCGUCCUCUCAGACUUCUUCUUCUACCCCGUUUUCGAGUCUGUUUUCGACCCAAUCUGGGGCUCCUGGCGGAGUAGCGGUAAAUCAACCAACAACCAAUCCAGCUACGACUUCUUCCGGUCCUGCUUCGAAUGAGGCUUCCGCUCCGGCUUCGAAUGAGGAUACGGCCGGGGAGGACACGGAUGGCCAGGACUACUCAAAUGACCCCCAGCCAUCAGGUUGGGAGACCCAGGGGGUUGGCCCUCUCCGGGUCCUGAAGAACCGAGAGGCAGGUCGCGCGCGCCUCGUUCUUCGGGCCGAUCCCAGUGGCAAGGUGGUUCUGAACACUGCCAUCCAGAAAGCCAUCGACUACAAGGUUGCGAAUAAUAGUAUUCAGUUCAUAGUCCCGCGGGCUGACGGUUCCGGCGUGGACCCUUGGGCGCUUCGCGUCAAGACGAAAGAGGAUGCCGCUGAAUUGGGCAAAGCUUUGGCGGAGGUCCAAGAGUCCUUACAGGGAUAA
Molecule: messenger RNA, 3729 nt
Organism: Rasamsonia emersonii CBS 393.64
Lineage: Eukaryota; Fungi; Ascomycota; Eurotiomycetes; Eurotiales; Trichocomaceae
Product: RanBP1 domain protein
Exons: 4
Coding region: 1-3729 (1242 amino acids)
Biological process (GO): intracellular transport
Source: RefSeq, a predicted model, not a curated record